AAGAUCACGUGGCUUAAUAAUGUGCGAACAGUAAUCGGUUGGAAAUCAAAACUAUCGGGACUCGACCAAUCGAAAGGGAGGGAAGAAGGACAGAAUCGUUGGUGCUGUGUUAGACAUGCGAUUACAGACGUGAAUCGUGGUCAGAACGAACGCAGCGACACUCGUGGAAAGAAACCCCAAACGUAGUUUAUCGAACGAUGACCACCUCUGCCCACUGUUCUCCAUCCCGAUCGUCGUUAAGCUGCUGUCAGGUCGAACACAACAGCCGCGAUGACGUACACGGAGUGACAGUUGCCGCGAAAGACAGUUAUUUCGUAGAAGAUAAAUACUCUUUCCCCAGAAAGCCCGAGGUGGACCUCGCUUUUUACGACAUCCGAUAUAGAGUAAAAGAAUGGACCAUUCGACAGUUAAGACCCAAAUCCAAAGAAAUUCUUCAUGGUAUCAGUGGGGAAUUCAAAGCUGGCGAACUAGUCGCCAUAAUGGGGCCUUCUGGGGCCGGGAAGUCGACUUUGUUGAACGUCUUAGCCGGCUAUACAGUGAAAGGUGUUCGGGGAAAGAUUCUAGUAAAUGGAAAAGUUAGGGUACCGUACAGUGAGAGAUGGAAGAGAACAUCAUGCUACAUACAACAGGAAUCCUUAAUGAGAACAAGAAUCACCGUGGGAGAAGCCAUGACAUUAGCUGCACACUUAAAACUUGGCUACAGUAUAAAUUCAGCCCAUAAACAUACUCAGGUUUUGGAACUCUUAGAAAUGUUAGGAUUGAGCCAUUGCUAUGACACCCUUUGUGGAAAAUUGUCCGGCGGACAGAAAAAACGACUUGACGUAGCUCUGGAGCUUUUAAGUAAUCCUUCAGUAUUAUUCCUCGACGAGCCAACAACCGGUUUGGAUUCGUCUUCGUGCAGCCAGUGCAUCGCACUGCUGAAGCGUCUUGCUAAAAUAGAAAGGCGUACGAUAAUAUGCACGAUACACCAACCAAGUGCGUUGCUCUUAGAGAUGUUUGAUGCCAUUUACGCGGUUGCCGGUGGAUAUUGCAUAUAUAGGGGGUCGGUUAAAUCUUUGUUGCCUCAUAUGUCCUCGAUCGGUAUUGAUUGCCCGCCUUACCACAACCCAGCUGACUUUCUUUUAGAAGUAGCGAUUGGAGAUUAUGGUGUUACUGUGGACAAAUUAGCAGCUGCUGUGGAAACAGUGUCUAAAGAUGACAAUAAGGCCGUUACUUAUGCAAUGAAAUCACAGUUAGAAGAAAGCGCAAAUGAACCACCAACACCUGCAGGAUUCAUCGCACAAUGUUACCUACUUUAUAAGAGACAAUUACUUUCCCUCAAAAGAGACUACACAUUAUUGGUAGUACGAUUGUUGUGUCACCUGUUAAUUGGAAUAAUCUUCGGCUAUCUGUACAUGGGAAGCGGUUACAGAGCGAACGGUGUCCUUGCUAAUUACGUUUACCUGUACGGAUCGUUGCUACUACUCGUUUACACGGGUAAAAUGGCCGUCACACUUGCCUUUCCACAAGAAAUGCGGAUACUCAGCAGGGAACACUUUAAUCGGUGGUAUGGGCUAGCACCGUACUAUAUCAGUCUAUUGCUCGUCGAAAUACCGUUCCAAGCAGCUUGUGCAGCGACCUAUUUGACUGUGAGUUACUGGUUAACAGGACAACCCAUAGAAACUCCUCGCAUAAUUUCUUUCAUGGUUGUCAGCAUAGCCGCUAGUUUAACAGCUCAAGCAUGGGGAUUUUUUAUUGGCGCGACCACGCCAGUGAAGAUCGCGGUAUUCGCAGGACCCAUAAUUGCAGUGUUAUUUUCCGUAUUCGGGUUCUGUAUUCGUUACAUGGAUACGCCCCAGAUGUUCCGAUGGAUGUUUCAUAUAUCAUACUUUCGUGCUAGUUUCCACAGCCUGUUACACACUGUCUACGGUUUCGAUCGGAUGGACUUGAAAUGUGACGACUUUUAUUGUCAUUAUAAGAAACCAACACAAUUCCUUAAAGAAAUGGAGAUAGUCAACAUAAGCGUCGCGAACAAUCUCAUUUUAAUUAUUGGUAUUGGCGUCUUAAUGCAUUUAUUAACUGCCAGUGCUCUUUGGUGCAAGCUUAACAGAAGAUAAGAACUACUUAUUUUCUAUCUUUGAUAAUUCAAUAUCGUUAUCAGCCAAUUAUAUGCGAUCUCCUUUACCAUAGAAGAUAGCGCUGAAAGAGUUCCUCCAGGACCUUGUAGGAACGGAUCGAAAAACGUUGAAUUUUUUGUACCAAGAACAAGACUUUUCUUCAUAGAGAAAUUUUAUGAAAGACAUCUGUUGAAUGAACGAAAGUUCUGAAAUGUAUUUCUACAAAGAACUAUGGAAAUUAUCUAUUAAAUGUUUAUAAAGUAAA
This is a messenger RNA of Bombus terrestris (buff-tailed bumblebee), 2361 nucleotides long. Its product is annotated as ATP-binding cassette sub-family G member 1. The transcript is spliced from 9 exons. Lineage: Eukaryota; Metazoa; Arthropoda; Insecta; Hymenoptera; Apidae. Gene Ontology annotation, cellular component: plasma membrane. Gene Ontology annotation, molecular function: ABC-type transporter activity; ATP binding; ATP hydrolysis activity. The record is from RefSeq and is a predicted model, not a curated record. The coding region runs from base 198 to 2096 and encodes 632 amino acids.